UCGGAGAGCCAGGAGAACGUGAGCAGACAUGUUUGAAGCAUCAUCCAGGAAAAUAAGAUCUGUGUUUAUUUGAAGAAUAAUACUGUUUCCUUGUCGAAAUUUGUUUCAUUUAUUGUGAUUGUUGAGCCUGGUGAAAAAUAACAGCACUUUUCUUUUAUACGAUGAAAGUUCUCAUUAUCGAACCAGAAACUCUUACUUUUGACCUCCAAGGUCGAUUGGCUUUUACGGUGAGUGGCUAUUCGUUGUGAUUGAUUCUUUUGAUUUCGUACUUCGUGUGAAAUCGAAACAACAAAAUGGGGACUGUGUUAAGCAUAUCUCCCCGAGAUCGUAAGCCUACUUACGGGGAAUUUACUCACAAUGGAUUCAAUUAUGAGCAACUUAACAAUGCCAAAAUGAAGGAAAAGAACGGAAAUAUUGUUGAUAAUCUCAAUCACACUCACAAUUCGAACUUUAAAAAGCACUCUUUAUUUAUCAACGCGCUGAGUUGGAAAACUCUAACAUCGUCCACUAGAAGGAAAUUGGACAAAAACAAAAACUCUUCCCGCCAGCCACUGGACAACUUGAACAAUGUGGUUGACAAUAAAAAGAAUAUUCAAAAAUCAGUGUCGUGCUACAAUCUUAAAACCUCCACAGUGGCGGCCUUGGAUGUCGUGGUUCGAAAUACUGCGGUCGGGGGUGACCGUCACCAUAAAAUGCCACCAUCUUUACCACCAUCCAAACCAUCGGUGUUAGCAGCUCACAAUUUGGUGAGACCACUAAUUAGCCACAUUUCCGGCAGCAGCCACAAAUCCCAUAACCAGCAUUACCAUCAUGGUGCUUCGCUCAAUGUCAACAGCAAAGGCAACUCUGUCAUCAGUCCGAGCCAACAACACAAGAAGACAGUGAUACAGGCGUCAACAUCAGAGUUGCUUCGAUGCCUUGGAGAAUUCCUGUGCAAAAGGUGCUGGAAGCUGAGAGAUAUACAACCAGCUGACGCUGUUCUGUGGCUCAGAUCUGUAGAUCGAAGUCUCUUGCUACAAGGAUGGCAAGAUAUUGCAUUCAUUAACCCGGCCAACGUCGUCUUUCUCUACUUGCUAAUAAGAGAACUAGUAAAUGAAGAUAUCGACAGUGAAAGGGAGCUGCAAUCGGUUGUGCUCACAUGCCUAUACCUAAGCUAUUCGUACAUGGGUAACGAAAUAUCGUAUCCUCUAAAGCCAUUUCUUGUUGAUGAUUCAAAGGAAAGAUUUUGGGAUCGGUGCUUGUUGAUUAUCAAUCUACUCAGUGCAAAAAUGCUGAGAAUAAAUAGUGAGCCUAGCUAUUUUACAGAGGUAUUCACGGAAUUGAAGGGGUGUAACUUCUCAAACUCGUCAACUGAUCAUCACAAAUAGGGAUAACAAUUUCAUACAAAAACAUUCGUGACUACUGUAAUUUAACAAUCAAAAAGUAAGGUAAUGUCUUCUUUUAUUUUCUGAUAAUCUCAUACAUAAUUUGAUUUGUCAUUUAUGAUUUUAAAAAUAUGCUCUAAACAAUAGAUAAUUUAUUCAGUUCAUUUUUGUAUUGUGUAUAGAUUUACAAAGUUUUCCCAAAAAGGAUUUAUAUUUAAAUUUAUAUUAGUUCAUAAUCAUCCUUCUCAUCAUUGACACAUCAGUUUAAGGAGGAAAAUAUUCUCUGUCUUAAGUAAUAUAUUUUAUAAUAUGUUGGUAACUAUUAACACUUACUUUAGCAAUUCAUUAUAAUUUGUUUAAAUAGUUUUCCGUAUCACAAAAGUUACAUUUGAUAAAAAGCAACAAAUAAUUCAUAAAUUGAACCACAAAUUCUUCUUAUUCGCA
Molecule: messenger RNA, 1808 nt
Organism: Parasteatoda tepidariorum (common house spider)
Lineage: Eukaryota; Metazoa; Arthropoda; Arachnida; Araneae; Theridiidae
Product: cyclin-dependent kinase 5 activator 1-like
Biological process (GO): axon guidance
Cellular component (GO): protein kinase 5 complex; cytoplasm; growth cone
Molecular function (GO): cyclin-dependent protein serine/threonine kinase activator activity; protein kinase binding
Source: RefSeq, a predicted model, not a curated record